GGCAUUGUGAAGACAAAAAGAACACGUUCAAGAUGAGUCAAGCCCGGGAAUUGCUUGUUUCGCCAUUGGUCCAAGAAAGCUGUUGCCGACCAAUUGGUAUUUCUUGACGAGCCUGCAAGAUCAACUACUAUUUGAGAUUGAUUUCUGGUCAUUUUGGAGGCAAUGGCGAAGCAGCAGGCCACUCUGGCGGCGACGGGAGGCGGCGACUCGUCCAAGGUCGACCUCAAGCCUUUGCUCACUCGGCUCUGGCCCCUGGGCCACCCCAAGCCCGUAACGGCAGACGAGAUUGCCGAGGCCAUUUCGUAUUUCUUCACGAACCAGGUGUCCGAAGUCCAAGCGGGAUCUCUGCUCAUGUGUCUGCACUUCACCGGCCUCGACCGGCAGGCCGACGUCCUGGCCAGGACUGCGACGACGAUGCUCAAGGCCGCCGCCCAGGUGGACGCCUUAGCUCUCCGCUCCGUCGUUGAGAAGCGCGGCAGGAGGGAGGGCGCCUAUGACGGUGGGCUAUGUGAUAUUGUUGGGACUGGAGGCGAUUCGCACAACACCUUCAACAUCAGCACUACGUCGUCCAUCCUCGCCUCGAGUCUGCUGUUGAUCUCCAAGCAUGGCAACAAGGCCUCGACCUCCAAGUCGGGGUCCGCAGACUUGCUCAACUGCAUGCAGCCCCGCGCCCCGCAAAUAUCGCGGGUCCGGCCAGACACCAUCGCCAAGGUCUACUCCGAGACCAACUAUGCCUUUCUCUUUGCCCCCAUCUUCCACCCGGGCAUGAAACAUGUAGCUCCCAUCCGGAAGCAGCUGCCCUGGCGGACCGUCUUCAACCUCGUCGGCCCGCUCGCAAACCCAGUGGACUUCCCCGACACCAAGGCUAGUAGCGACUCGGCAGCUCCGACGACGUUGUUCGAGGCCCGCAUGAUUGGCGUGGCGCGCAAGGACUUGGGGCCCGUGUUCGCCAACGCCCUCCAGCUGAUUGGAGCACGCAAGGCCAUGGUGGUGUGCGGCGACGAGGAGCUCGACGAGAUCAGCUGUGCCGGGCCCACGCUCUGCUGGCGACUGAGCCUGGAUCCGUCCAGCCCGCAAGGGACGGCCGUAGAGCACUUCCUACUGCAUCCCAGCGACUUCGGCCUGCCCGCUCACCCGCUCUCAACUGUCUCGCCGGGGAAGGAGCCCACCGAGAACGCCGCGAUUCUUACUCGGAUUCUGAACGGCCAGUUGCCCGACGAUGACCCCAUUCUGCAUUUUGUGCUCAUAAACACGGCUGCGCUGUUCGUCAUAUCGGGGAUCUGUGAGGCUGACAGUAGCAACAUGGGCCACGGCGAUGAUGGAGCAGUCAUCCAAGAGCGUGGGCCUGGAGGAGGUCGCUGGAAGGAGGGAGUCAGGAGAGCGCGAUGGGCCAUCAAGAGUGGGGAGGCCGCAAGACAAUGGGCAAACUUUGUAGAUGUCACGAACAGCUUUAGUGACUAAUGUGCUGCUCCUUCAAUAUCACCGGUUCGAGCGUAUCAUGACUGGAGCUGGUGUGUUAGAUGUACUAAAUUAUAUUUCGUCUGCUCCAAAGAGGGACUUCCACAAUAAGAUUUAUCACAAAAGUGGAAUGGCUCAUACCUAUCACCACGUACACAUUAAAGUUCAACCCAAGCAUUUG
This is a messenger RNA of Lasiosphaeria miniovina, 1639 nucleotides long. Its product is annotated as glycosyl transferase. The coding region runs from base 163 to 1461 and encodes 432 amino acids. The record is from RefSeq and is a predicted model, not a curated record. Gene Ontology annotation, cellular component: cytosol. The transcript is spliced from 2 exons. Gene Ontology annotation, molecular function: anthranilate phosphoribosyltransferase activity. Gene Ontology annotation, biological process: L-tryptophan biosynthetic process. Lineage: Eukaryota; Fungi; Ascomycota; Sordariomycetes; Sordariales; Lasiosphaeriaceae.